This is a messenger RNA of Drosophila bipectinata, 853 nucleotides long. The record is from RefSeq and is a predicted model, not a curated record. NCBI's taxonomy places the organism in Eukaryota, Metazoa, Arthropoda, Insecta, Diptera, Drosophilidae.
GGUCAAUGUCAGCUGUAGUGACUUUUUACUUCUAACUCGAUUGCCAUACGGAACGUGUAUACAAGGGUAAAUUUCUCCGGAAAAACUUAAAGAAUAUACAUACAGCUAAAUCACUUUCUAUCACUCAUCAGUUGAAAGUAUCCGGCAGCAUAAUGCCAAACCCAUGUAUUUGUAAGGGCUUUUGGAUUUGCGAGAAAUUCUUGAAAGUCUUGGAGCAAAUGUGGCUGACCUUUGAUGAUUUAUACACAAAACACAUGACUUUACUUAUAAUAAUUGUAGUAUCUAUGAUGUCAAAUGCGAUUAUGAUAUACUGGGUGUACAAGAAAAAUAAGAAUAUUGAGGAGCUAAGGUUAAAGAUGACCCAUAAAUUAUUAGAGACGCGCCUACAAAUAGAAAAAUUUGUGGAUAAAAAAAUCGAACAGAGGAGUCGUAGGCGCCUUCUCGGCAACCCUGAUCCGGACAGCGAUAAUGAAUAUGGCGAUGAGCUGGAACAAGCUGUUUAUAAAUUAGUGGAAACUUUAGAUUUUUGUAACACCGCCUGGAGGACGGACUUAAAAUUCCAAUGAAAAAGUAGAAGAGAAACAACGCACUCCAAGGGCUAUAAUUGAAGUAUCUAAGAUUCCAGUUUCCAUAAAUCCAACUACUCGAACGCCGAAGCCAAGACUUUUUCCAAAGAAAUAAGAUGUCUUAUUUUUGUAUUAAUUCUGGUCAGCUUGUAAGAAUUUUUCACACUUUUCAAAAUUCUUCGAUAUUUUCGCCUCGCCCUCAUACUAAUUUUUACUGCUUCUCCUUAUGUGAUAAAUGACACAUUUUAAAUUCCUGUAAAUCUAAAUUAAAAUAUGGCACCCAAGAA